UGACCGCGCUCCGCCCUCGCAGCCGGAGGACCUGAUGAACAUGCAGCACUGCAACCUCCUGUGCCUGCCCGAGAACUACCAGAUGAAGUACUACUUCUACCACGGCCUCUCCUGGCCCCAGCUUUCCUACAUCGCUGAGGAUGAGAAUGGGAAGAUUGUGGGGUACGUCCUGGCCAAAAUGGAAGAGGACCCAGAUGACGUGCCCCACGGUCACAUCACCUCACUGGCCGUGAAACGUUCCCACCGGCGCCUGGGCCUGGCUCAGAAGCUGAUGGACCAGGCGUCCCGAGCCAUGAUAGAGAACUUCAACGCCAAAUAUGUCUCCCUGCAUGUCAGGAAGAGUAACCGGGCCGCUCUGCACCUCUAUUCCAACACUCUCAACUUCCAGAUCAGCGAAGUGGAGCCUAAAUACUACGCAGAUGGGGAGGACGCCUACGCCAUGAAGCGUGACCUCACUCAGAUGGCCGAUGAGCUGAGGCGGCAUCUGGAGCUGAAGGAGAAGGGCCGGCAUGCGGUGCUGGGCUCCCUCGAGAGCAAGAUGGACAGCAGGGGUGGAGCGCUUCGGGGCCCGGGAGAGGCCUGUGCUGAGGAGAAGGGCCUGGCGGCUGAGGACAGUGGCGGCGACAGCAAAGACCUCAGUGAGGUCAGCGAGACCACAGAGAGCACCGACAUCAAGGACAGCUCAGAGGCCUCAGACUCGGCCUCCUAGAGCCCGAGCACCCCACUCCCUGCCCUGGCCUGUCUUCGCCCCACGGGGUUCCCCAUUAAACUUCACCCAGUGGC
This is a messenger RNA of Condylura cristata (star-nosed mole), 783 nucleotides long. RefSeq names its product N(alpha)-acetyltransferase 10, NatA catalytic subunit (gene NAA10). Lineage: Eukaryota; Metazoa; Chordata; Mammalia; Eulipotyphla; Talpidae. Gene Ontology annotation, cellular component: NatA complex. Gene Ontology annotation, molecular function: protein N-terminal-serine acetyltransferase activity; protein-N-terminal-glutamate acetyltransferase activity. The transcript is spliced from 7 exons. The coding region runs from base 35 to 709 and encodes 224 amino acids. The record is from RefSeq and is a predicted model, not a curated record. Gene Ontology annotation, biological process: N-terminal peptidyl-glutamic acid acetylation.